AUGUCAAAAGUGUGGUAUAAGGUUUUGAAGUUUGGAGGCAAACGGCUCAGCCCUUCAAAAGGGUUGAGCGCUUUCAAGCCAGAGAGCCCUUCAAAAGUGCACCAAACUGGAGGCGCUCAGCCACUCCAAGGCGUUGAGCAGUUUUGGCCCUGGAAGAAGGAGUGUUCUCUGCCUCCUGAGCACUCAGCGGAUCUGAAGCGCCCAACCCCUUGUGCUUGCUUAAUAGGAUGGACCAUGAAGAUCCCUACACUCAUCUAUCUACUUUCUAUGAGCUCAUUGGCACUAUGGGCGUUCCUGGAGAAGAUGAAGAAGCAGUAUAUUUGUUCCCUUUUCUUUGACAGAUAUAUAAGUGCUAAAUUAGCAAUAGCAACCUUCUCUCAAGGUGCUGAUGAACCUUUGUGUGAAGCUUGGGAAAGAUAUAAGUCCUUAUUGAGAAAAUGCCCAAAUCAUGGGUUUGAUGAUGUUGCACAGCUCAACAUGUUCUGUAAUGGGUUAAGGCCGCAAACAAAAAUGUUAUUGGAUGUUUCUGCAGGUGGUUCUAUGAUGAUGAAGGAUUCUGAGGAAGCAAUCACUAUCAUUGAUGCUUUGGCAGCCAGUGAUUACCAAGCUCACCAUGAUAGAAGCCAACCCACAAAAAGGGGAAUUCUGGAACUGGAUACUCAAAAUGCAAUUCUAGCUCAGAAUAAGCAUCUUUCUCAGCAGAUGGAAGAGUUAAAGAAACAGAUGUCCAAGCUUCAAGUGGGAUCAUCUUCACGCCCUCAACAGGUAAUGAGAUGUGAUUUUUGUGCAGGUGAUCAUCCAAAUGGACAUUGCACCAUCUCUGAACCAGACCAGGAGGAGGAAGUGAAUUACAUGAAUAAUCCAGGAAGGCAAGGGAAUUUCUCUGGCAAUUACAAUCAGAAUCAAGGCUGGAGGAAUAAUCAAAAUCAGUAUUCUGGGUGGAAGCAAGAAGCAGGGCCAUCACAAAGGCAACCUCCACAGAAGCCAUAUCAAAAUCAACCUUCUUAUCAGCCAGACAGGUUAUCAAAAAUGGAGGAAGCUCUUACACAAUUUAUGCAGGUUUCCACAACCAAUCAAAAAAAUAUUGAAGCUUCUAUCAGAAAUCUGGAAGUACAAAUAGGGCAGUUGGCUAAGCAAUUGGCAGAUCAGCAAAGCAACAAUUUCUCAGCCAAUACACAGGUCAAUCCUAAAGGGCACUAUCAGUCAAUUACAACCAGGAGAGGCACUAUGAUAGGAAAUGGGAUUUGUGAUAAUUUGAGAGAAAAUAAAGAUGGAGUGGAUGAAGAUAAGAGUGAAGUUGAGUUGGAAGAUAGUGAGAAAAAUGAGAGUAGAGAUGGAGAUGUGAGGGAGGAGUGUAAGAAGAAGGGGAAAGAAGUUGUUAGGCCUCCUCCAUCAAAGAAAGACAAGGAACGCCAGUUUGCAAGGUUCCUUGAUAUAAUCAAGAGGUUGCAGAUCAACAUACCCUUUGUAGAGGCUUUAGAACAGAUGUCAUCUUAUGCAAGAUUCAUGAAGGAGCAUAUGACAAAGAAUAGAAAAUUGAGUGAGGAUGGAACAGUGGAGUUAGAGGCAGGUUGCAGUGCUAUAAUUCAGAAGUUACUUCUACAAAAAUCUAGAGACCCAGGGAGUUUCACUUUGCCAGUCACCAUUGGUAAUCUCUCUGUGGGGAAGGCAUUGUUAGACUUAGGGGCUAGUAUCAAUCUUAUGCCCUUAUCUAUGUUACAGAGGAUAGGUGGUGGGGGGGUGGGACCUACCAGGAUGACUCUGCAGCUGGCUGAUAGAUCUAUAAAGUAUCCUCAUGGUAUUGUUGAAGACCUCUUGGUUAAGGUUGGUAAAUUUUUGUUUCCAGUUGAUUUUAUUGUCAUGGACAUGGAGGAGGAUUCUGAAGUUCCUCUCAUUCUGGGACACGACCAUUCAUGA
Molecule: messenger RNA, 1917 nt
Organism: Cajanus cajan (pigeon pea)
Lineage: Eukaryota; Viridiplantae; Streptophyta; Magnoliopsida; Fabales; Fabaceae
Source: RefSeq, a predicted model, not a curated record